AUGGCGCGAAAAAAGCCCCUACGGAUAAAGCUCCAGGACGCCCGAGCCCCCGCCAUUAAAUGGGUGGAGCAGGACAUCGAUCUUAUGGUGCAAUGGUUCUGCAGCCGCAAUAAGAAAGGAGUCGCAGUCAACUAUAAGGUAUGGGCGACGAGUACACAUACGGAUGUGGCGGAAAGAAUACUUAAAGAUACGGGAUUAGUCGAUAAGCCAUUGGUGACAAAGAAGAAGGCCGCUGACAAAAUGGACGCUAUGGUCAAGGACUACAAGGAUAUGAGAAUGAAGGCCGAAGGAUCUGGCUGGGGCACUGAUGCUGGUACUCACAAGACGCAUGAUUUGAACAGCCCGCAUGGCACUACAGUGGGAGACUUCAUUCUCAAGAAGUGCCCAUGGUUCUAUGACUUCGAAGGCGUCUACAACGAUCAUCCCGGCGUCAAUCCUCCGGUCGUUAUUGAAUCUGGGCAGCCCCCACGGCGCAAUGGGCAGGCUGUCGAGGAGACGGAUCUCGGUGGACUUAACGACAAAGAUGCAGAGGGUGACACUGAUAAGGAAGCGUCAGAAGGGCACGAGGAAUCUACAAUUGAGAAAGAGAAAGAGAUUGAUAAAGCGGAAGACUCGGACUCUGGACAUUCAGCUCAUUCUUUGGCUGCAGCGGCCCUAGACAGGACGAAGACAGCGGAGAAGACAAUUAAGAAAAUUAUUCUUCCUCCUCUUUCUCUUUUAGAUAUCGAUAUCUACGACUUUCUUAACGAGCUUACUCCGAAGCUCCUUUCUUAG
Letharia columbiana is the source of this 774-nucleotide messenger RNA. RefSeq lists its product as uncharacterized. Bases 1 to 774 code for a protein of 257 amino acids. The transcript has a single exon. NCBI's taxonomy places the organism in Eukaryota, Fungi, Ascomycota, Lecanoromycetes, Lecanorales, Parmeliaceae. The record is from RefSeq and is a predicted model, not a curated record.